Molecule: messenger RNA, 248 nt
Organism: Strongylus vulgaris
Lineage: Eukaryota; Metazoa; Nematoda; Chromadorea; Rhabditida; Strongylidae
Source: the annotation of a GenBank genome assembly
AUGGAUGAUUCAUAUGUGGGUGGUGUAGGUCUCUCACUAGCACGUUCACUUUAUGGACUAGUUCCAUCGAAGCUUUCAAGCCGGUUUAUCGUUCAUGAAGUAUGGCAAAUUCUCUGUGAAGCAAUGGAGCUUCCGACUGCGUCGGAUAACACUUUGUAUAUGACCACUCUCCAAGCCACAUAUCCCGGAGCCACUGGGAUGAAGUACAAAAAUCCAAAAACGGGGGCGUUGCGAGCUGUUGCGUAAGA